This is a messenger RNA of Parnassius mnemosyne (clouded apollo), 3356 nucleotides long. Lineage: Eukaryota; Metazoa; Arthropoda; Insecta; Lepidoptera; Papilionidae. The record is from the annotation of a GenBank genome assembly.
AAAUCAAAAUGGCCGAAUGUAGGCUUGUGCUUCCUUAAUUUUGUAGUUGCAGUUCCAAUUAUUCAUUGUAAUUAUAUAUUUCUAUAAGCAAUUUACUAACCUAUUGGAAAUUAUGCGCCGAAAAAGUGAACGAAGUGCGACCAAGAAAACCAAAGCAUCGCCGGAAAAAAAGGUUGAAAAACUUAAACGUACAAGAUCUAGGCGUAAAAAAUCAUCAUCUUCUGAGAAUGAGUCAGGUGAAGAGACUAAAGUAGAACAGGAAGUUGAAGUCACUAAUGUGAAGGAACAAAGUUUAGAGCAAACGACUAAAACAGACAGCCCGGAAGAAUCACAAGAACAAGUGUGGCAAGUUAAAGCUGCGGACGGUUCCGGUGAUGGUGGGGAGUUACAGAAAUUGAAGAUUUGCUUAACAAGGCCCCCGUCAACCCCUGAAAGGGUAGAUAAAUCUCCUCGAAGUAGGAGAAAACAGUCGCGUACCACGAGUUUUAGUGAUUCUCAGAGUGUUGAAGAGCCGGAAGAGAAAAAAAAGACUCGACUUCGCACGAAACAAUCAACAAGUAUAUCAAGUGAAAGCUCUGACAAAACAGAUAUUCAUAUUGAUGAGCCGCAAAAAGAAUGCACGUCGGAAAAAAAUAUGGACACAGAAAUUCAAGAGGCUACGGAUGUAGUGUCGCAGCCUCAAUCAAAUGAGGAAAAAACAAUGAAUGAAAGCGGUGAAAUUAAAGAGCCGACCGAUUUAAAGUCGAAGUCUCUAUUAAAUGAGGAAAAAACAGUGAGUGAUGAACAUGUUUUAACUUCUACAGAAUCAAAAACUGAAACAUCAACAUUGGGUAAAAAUAACAUACAGAAUAAAAUAUCUGAUGAGGAUGUGACAAAAGAAAGUGCGAAUGAUAAAUCAUCAUGUGAAGAUCAAGACAAACAAAAUAAUACUAAUAAGGUUUCAGAAAAGAAGAGCCCAGAAAGAGAAAGAAGUAUGUCAAUUGACAAAUCUGAAGUUCUUGAAAUACAUGCUGAUGAAAGUAAAGGUGAAAUUUCUGAUCUCGGGAUUACCAAGUCUCAAAAAGAAGUAAAUAUUGUUGAUCCAGAAUCACAUGAAGAAAUGAGUACAAAAGAAGGGGAAUUAGAUAAGGUAAGUACAAAUGAGGAUAAAACUGAUAAAAAUGUUCUUGAAAAUACAGAGUCUUCUCAGAAUGAGUUAGAAGUGUCAACUAAUGAAACUGAUUUUGUAGCAAAAUCUGAAACUCCUAUGAGUGAUAUUCCAAAAAAGAGUACUGCUGAUGCCACCUCAAGUGCCCACAAUGUAAAGUCUAUUGAUAGUCAAAAAAAAGAACUUGGAAUUUUGGAGUCUACACAGUCUAGUAAUGAAGAUACUGUUCACAAUGGUCAUAAUAAUAUAGUAAUAAAUAGAAAACGCAGGUGGGGCUCACGUUCUAACAAAUUAAUGUCUCAGAAAUCAAUAACCAUCUCUACCGAUGUGCUCAAAGAAAUCAUACCAGAUGUCAAACUUGUAGAGUUUGAUGAAGUCAUUGAAGAAAAGAAACAGCAUAAAAGAGUUGAGGUGACAGAAAAGGUUGAAAGGCCAAUAUUGCCAAAAAUUAUUAUUGAUAACACUGAAAAUGUAGAGCUAAAUAAAAGGGAACAAGAAGAUAAAGAUAAAGAAAACAUGAAACUUAAAGAACCUUCAAGUUUAUCUUCCACCCGAAAAAUAUCUAUUGUAAAAGACUCGGACAGUAUUGCUAUUGUAAGACCGCCUAGCCCACCAAGACAUAAACAGUCAAAUAUUUUGUACAUAACAAAUCUAGUGAGACCAUUCACUUUAUCACAAUUAAAAAAUUUGCUGCAGAGGACUGGACGAAUCGUUGAAAAUGGUUUUUGGAUAGAUAGGAUUAAAUCAAGAUGUUAUGUCAUUUAUGAAACUGAAGAUCAAGCAGUAGAAACUAGACAUGCUUUGCAUGGAGUGACCUGGCCAGUAUCAAAUCCUAAAACACUACAUGUAGAUUUUUCUACACAGGAAGAAUUUGAUAAAGCUAAAGCAAAUGAAGAAACUGAUAAUGCCCAAGCGUCAACUAUGCCAGGCACCGUAGAAGAUUGGCUUCGUGAGCAAGAUUUAAAAAGAGAAAGGGGAGAAUUGGAUAAACCAUGGGAACGUAAAACAAUGCGGGAGUGGGAUGUAGGAAAAAAUGACAGGGGUAAAGAACAAGAAAAAGAAAAAUUACGGAGAGAUGAUAGAUCUCUUGAAAAACGACGACAUCAUACACCAGAGAGAAGUCCUGAACCAGCAAAAAAAUUCAAGAAGAAAGAAGAAGCUCCAGCAAAACUCCUAGAUGAUUUGUUUAGAAAAACUAAAACCACUCCUUGCAUCUAUUGGUUGCCACUGUCAGCUGAAACUAUUGCAAUAAAAGAAGAACAGCGUCGUCAGCAUAUGGCCGAGCAUGAGAGACGUUUGCAGGAAUUACGCCGAACGCACCGCAGACAUUAGCAUGGUCCGUCCCACAUCCAUACUCACGUCACUCAUCAAACAUUAUAACCUUUUCAAAUAUUCAUACACAUACACACACUCACAACACACAUUACAUCCAGGUACAUUUCACAUACAUUGUUUUUAACAAUUUGUCUCUUUGUCGCUAUUUCUUUCAGAAUUUAACAGCAUAAUUAGCAACAUAUUUUAAUAUAUAUAUAUAUAUUUAUAAAUUAGCUAACCAUAGAGAAGAAUAAUUUGAUUGUAUGUUUUUAUGUAGUUACUUUAGGUUAAAACAUUUUUCAUUCAAGACAUUGCAAGGAUUAUUAUUGGAAGUAAUUGAAUGGUUGGAUUUAUUUUACACAAAAUGUUAUAGAAAGGAACAAUUGGAGGAAAUCCUAUGAUUUUGAACGUCAUCGCUGGGGUCAUGCCGUUGCUUGAUUCGACGUGAGCAGAUGUUGGAACUCCGCUGGGAGAAAAAGAUGCAAUUAUAUUUGACGUCAUUCCAGUGUGGCAAACUGGGCAAAUUAUGCUAUGUACAACAACCUACCACUGUAAGCAUAUUGGUCGACUAGUUUUGAACUGAGUCAAACAAACCUUGAAAAUCAAACAAUAUUCAUUUCCAUGAGAUUUCAUGAGCACUCUGCAGUUUAUAUCAACGAUCUUGGACCAUGAAGACAACGUGGGAACAUAUAAUUGAAGGUUAUGAUAAGACUAAGCCCCAAAAAUCUAUAACAUGUGGAAAAAGAUUUAGUGAAUGAAUUCACUUCAUUUCUAUAGCAAUCAAUUAUGUUGAAAACUUUUGGGAACUUGUAUGAAAGUUGUCUUUUAUGUGAAUUAUUGUGGACACUUUUCCUAAUUGUAGCAAUUCCAUUGAUGUUCAAUAAACUGUUUUUGU